Chaetomium strumarium is the source of this 969-nucleotide messenger RNA. RefSeq lists its product as uncharacterized. The record is from RefSeq and is a predicted model, not a curated record. Bases 1 to 969 code for a protein of 322 amino acids. Gene Ontology annotation, cellular component: cytoplasm; nucleus. The transcript is spliced from 6 exons. Gene Ontology annotation, molecular function: RNA binding. NCBI's taxonomy places the organism in Eukaryota, Fungi, Ascomycota, Sordariomycetes, Sordariales, Chaetomiaceae.
AUGUCUGUCGCUCAUCAGAACAUUUUCGACGUCCUCGGCAAUGACGAGGAGUAUCCCCCAACUCCCGCCGCGCCCGUGAAGACGGUCGAAAAGACAUCAACGCACACGACGAAGCGCAACACCGAUGGCCUGGCUCCUUCUAAGGCCCCUACCGCGACCGGCAACCGUCGGGGUGCCGCCGUAGGCGGCAACGAAGCUGCUUAUCGCGAUCGUAACGCCGGGCGCGAAUCGAACCGUGCCAAGCCCGCGAGACCCAACGACGAAGCCCCUCGUGGUGGACGCCGUGGUGGCUACCGUGGCCGCGGUGAAGGGCGUGUGGGCGGUGAUCGUCACCCCACCAGGAGUGCUCCUCACAGCAACUCCGAUAAGCAGGCUGCCCAAGGAUGGGGCGCCGAGGAGGGACAGGCCGAGCUCAAAGAUGAGCAGGCUGGCGAAGAGAUCGCCCAAACCGAGCAGAAAGAGGCCGAGGCGGCUGGCGAGGCUGUCGCGGAAGAGCCAGAGGAGAAGCACAUCACGCUUGACCAGUACCUGGCUCAACAAGCCGAGAAGAAGCUGGCCUUGGAAGCCGAGGCCGCAUUGAAGGUCCGCAAGCCCAACGAGGGCGUGAAGGACGACAAGUGGAAGGGCUUCGCUCCCCUCACCAAGAAGGAGGAGGAGGAGGAACUCUUCGCUGCCCGCGAGGGCAAGGCCAAGCGUGAGCGCGAGCGCAAGCAAAAGCAGCUCCUAGAUGUCGACAUUACUAGGUAUGCUGCUGAGCCCGAGCGCACCCGCGGCGGUCGCGGUGGUCGUGGCGGCGCCCGUGGCGACGCUGGCCGUGGCCGUGGCCGCGGUGCCCCUCGUGGCGCUCCUCGCGGUGCCCCUCGCGGUGACUUCCGCGGUGACUUUCGGGGUGGACGCGGUCGCGGUCAAGAGAACGCGCCGCUGAACCCCAACGACGAGGCGGCUUUCCCCAGCCUCGGUGGCAACUGA